Messenger RNA from Pipra filicauda (Wire-tailed manakin), 3701 nucleotides. RefSeq names its product platelet derived growth factor subunit A (gene PDGFA). Gene Ontology annotation, molecular function: platelet-derived growth factor receptor binding; growth factor activity. The transcript is spliced from 7 exons. Gene Ontology annotation, biological process: positive regulation of phosphatidylinositol 3-kinase/protein kinase B signal transduction; positive regulation of MAP kinase activity; positive regulation of cell population proliferation. The record is from RefSeq and is a predicted model, not a curated record. NCBI's taxonomy places the organism in Eukaryota, Metazoa, Chordata, Aves, Passeriformes, Pipridae. Gene Ontology annotation, cellular component: membrane. Bases 1111 to 1824 code for a protein of 237 amino acids.
CGCAGAGGGCCGGCGGCGGGGGCUGCCCUGCUCCCCCCGGCCCCUGCCCGCCGCCGGCUCCUUAUUUUCCCCUCGCAGUGGGCAGAGCCCCCUCGCCCUCGAGCAGGCGCCGCAGCUGCCGGCACCCCCACGACUUGUUGUUGGUGGGUCUGGUGCCGGAGCACCCGGGAGGAGGGGCGGGGGCGGCGCACGGCGGGGCGGGAGCGGUAUAUGCUGCUCCUCGCCGGGGCCACCCUCCAGACCGGCCACUGCUCCGGAGCGAGCCCGGAGCCUCUCUCCGCCUGGAGUUGCAGUUCGUCUCCGAUCCCCUUGGGAUUUAAACCUUCUUGCAUAUAUAUAUUUUUUUUUCCCCUUCCUCCUCCUCUUCCUCUCUUUUUCUCCCGUGCAAAGUGGAGCAGGAACUGCACCAAGGCAGCCCGCGAGAUCCUGCAACACUGCUCCGAUUUAAUUCCCUGCUAUUAUUCCUAAUUAAUUAUUAUUUUUGACCUCGCCCCCCCCCCCCCUUCCGCCGGGGAGGGAAGCGGGACCAUUCUCGGCAAGAGAAACAUUUCGCUCCGUAUCUAUAAUAAAGAUUUUUGAUUUUUCCCCUUUCCGAGGAGGGGCCGGGUGGAGGGCAGGCACGGCAGGGGGGGGCCGGCCCUCGGUGGAGAGCGCAGCCCCGCGGUCCCGGCGCGGAGCGCGGCCGCGGCGGCGGGGGGAGGCGGCCCCAGCGCCGCCCGCGAGAGGGGGGCAGCCGCCCCAGACAGGUGAUGGGCGUUUCGGCUGCGCUCCGGAUCGACUCCUUGGGUUUCACUUUGGUCUGAUCUAAGCAAAUAUGCAGAAGUACCGGCUGGUCUAGUCCUAAGAGCCAAGAGGAGCGAGCGAGAGCGGCAGAAGGGAGAGCAGCCACGCUCCCGUAGCGAGGGGAACGUACAAACAGCGGCCGCGCCGUCAUUAAGCUACCGCCGCCCCGGGCAGCCCCGACCCACCCCUGGAUGCGGAGGACCCCCGAGCCACCCCGCUGCCUUUCCCCUGAGGGAUGGUACUGAAUUUCUGCGCGGCAGGAGCCGGCCUGCAGCUCCUCUCCAUCAGCGUUGCCUUCCCUCCGUGUCUAAAGUGCACUAGACCGCGAUGAGGACCUGGGCUUGCGUUUUGCUGAUAGGUUUUGGCUACCUGUCCUUUACCUUCUCCGAGGAGGCCGAGAUCCCGCAGGAGCUCAUCGAGCGGCUGGCGCACAGCGAGAUCCACAGCAUCCGCGACUUGCAGCGCCUCCUGGAGAUUGACUCCGUAGGAUAUGAUGAUGUUUCAGAAACAAACUUGAGAUCCUAUAGCGUUCAUUCUGCUAAACAUGUGCAAGAGAAUCGUCCUGUGCCCAUUCGCAGAAAAAGAAGCAUUGAGGAGGCCAUCCCGGCUGUCUGCAAGACACGGACGGUCAUCUACGAGAUACCUCGGAGUCAGAUCGAUCCCACCUCGGCCAACUUCCUGAUAUGGCCGCCCUGCGUGGAGGUGAAGCGCUGCACUGGCUGCUGCAACACCAGCAGUGUGAAAUGCCAGCCGUCCCGGAUACACCACAGAAGUGUCAAGGUGGCAAAAGUGGAAUAUGUUAGAAAAAAGCCAAAAUUAAAAGAAGUUCUGGUGAGAUUAGAAGAGCAUAUGGAAUGCACCUGUACAUCAUCAAAUACUAAUUCAGAUUAUAGAGAAGAAGAAACUGGCGAGACCGAGGCAUGGAGAAAAGACUGUGCAAGGUCAUACAGCAAGGCUGUGGCAGAACCAGGGAUAGGACUCAGAUCUGAGUGCUCAUCCAGUGCCCUAAAUCACACGACCAUCUUCCCUUUCCAAGAAUGAAUCCUUGCACCCUUAGAGCUAAAUACUGAAAAGAUUGAGGGCCUCCUCUCGUCCUUGGACCCAGUUUGCACAUCUCCUCCAGCCACAGCCGGACCGGCUGAAUGGACUCCUGCUCUCCUCUGGCCUUAGGAACAAUGGCUUUCAUCAUCCCCACCAGACUGCACUUUAAGGAUGAAAGGGCUUCUCAUUUCAUAUAUCCUACUGCUGCUAGAACUAUAAAUCAUCAAUGGACUGAAUUUAUAGCCAACUGCUACUGCAAGUGAGUGAAAUUUAUUUUGUGUUGUCAUAUGUAUGGUCAAACUGUCCAAGAAGUUGCCAAACAAAGAACUGAGCUGCUGAUGGGCAACCCACUCAAUCUAUUCUCAUUUUAUUUAAAAAUAAUAAAUAGUUAUCAAUCAAAAGAACUUAUUUUGACAUGUGCUACCUGUUGGGUGAUCCUCAGUAUGUCUGGGAUGUGUCCAUAAAUGGAAGAAAACUGCCAGCUGUUGCCAGGUCCAGCAGAUAUUACAUGGAUUUCCACCAAAAAAAGGUUUGUGGGCUCACUAGGGUUGGGGACAGGUUAAGGGCCAUCUCCUUUUUUAGCACAACUUGCUGUUCUGAGAGUGUUUGCUCAGGUAGCAGGUGUGCACAGAGGCCACAUCCAGCCACACUGACCUCUGCUUGAAUCAAUGGCAAAUCUGCAUUGACCUGUAUACAGCAGUGGUCCUUCUUCUGUCUCACAGUUUGAUGGCAGGUGGAUUUUUUGUGGAUCUUUGGGGUCUGGAAAGCUGGCCUGUGUCUAUUUUGGUGCCUUGUGAUGGUGACGAGCUAAAAAGGAGAGAGUAGAAACUCUUCAAGUUGCAGGGGUCUGAAUCAUGCAUUUCUGUAUGAUUUUCUUACAGAGCGAACAAGCCUGAAAGGUCAUUUUUGUGUUUUACCCAGGCUCAUUAAUUAUAGCUGGGGGUGUUGGGAGCUGCCUUUCCCUGCUUGCUCCUGUUGUCCUGCCCGAUUCAAUCCCUGCAGCCUCCCACCCCCUUGUCUGUGGUUUAUGGCCACAUCUGGAGUGUCUCCCUGCACACGUGCUGGUAGGAGCCUCCACCCUGCCAACACACACAUUGUGGCUUUUUGGUGUCCGUGGAGUUCUAGGCAUCUUUCCCCACACUUGUUUUUGCGUGAGAGGGAAAGAGAGAAGGGGCACGGGAAGGGCAGUGGCAGAGAAGGCCUCUGACAUGAAAUUCCCAGGAACAGGAUUUGCACAUUUUAUGACCGUUCAGAUGGAAAUGCAACGGAGCUGAAUUAUUCCUCCUUAAUCCUGCUUUCUCACUUUUCUCCCAGCAGCCUCUUCCCCUCCAGUUUAGGUAAUACAGAAGCUUAUAAACAAAUCCCCCCGCGUGAAAAAUAGCAAAGCCGGGGGAAAAAAAGGACCUGGGUUAGGGCUGUGAUGGAUAGACAGGUGGAAGGCAGGCACCAGAAGGGAGGAUGAAUGGUAAAAGCCUUUGAUGGAAACACUAAAGAGCUAUUGAAAAUCCAAGGGGUAGGGGGAGGGAGGAGAAAGAAUAGCAGGAGGAGGGAAAGCAAGGCAGCCGUGCCCCCGUCCCCCCGCCCUCUUUCUCAGGAUGUUGAAAGUAUUUGUCCUUCAUUACAAAAUGAUUGAACUGCCGCCAGGCCAGGCCACCCUUCCAGCCAUUGCACUGGGAAACUGGCACUUCUGAAAGCCUCGUCGCCUCUCAAAUUUUAUAGCUUUCCCUUUUUGUGGGAGUUUUUGUGUUGUGCUGUUUGCAGGAUUGUUUUCAGAUUUGCCGCAUAUCAAAGAAACUAUAUUUUGUUGCUCUGAUGAACACAGAAUCCAGGUAAUGAAAAGAAGAAUUUAAAAAAUAAAGGCCCAUUUUUUAUCAGAA